Molecule: messenger RNA, 1917 nt
Organism: Branchiostoma floridae (Florida lancelet)
Lineage: Eukaryota; Metazoa; Chordata; Leptocardii; Amphioxiformes; Branchiostomatidae
Product: carbohydrate sulfotransferase 10-like
Exons: 7
Coding region: 91-1098 (335 amino acids)
Biological process (GO): carbohydrate biosynthetic process
Cellular component (GO): membrane
Molecular function (GO): sulfotransferase activity
Source: RefSeq, a predicted model, not a curated record
UGUACAUCAGCACACAUUCUACAUCAACCUGCAACAAAGAGAUUCAACUGUAAUAUACCUAUCGAGUCGUAUUACAUUAGGAAAUCACUGAUGAAGAAAUCACAGAUGAAGAAAUGGCUGACCUGUACGCGAUUACUUCUUGCAGUGGCUGCUCUGUUAAUACUGGUUUAUAUAUGCCUGGAUAAAGACAUUUACAAGACAACUACAUCUUUCCACCAAAAGAUCCGGAGCUAUGGAAAUGAACGCACCAACGAAUACAUACAGGCUGAACGAAUGGCAGUCUUAAAGAGUUACUGCAGAAACAACGGAACAAGAUACACGGAAUUUCCAACUCGAAGACGUUUCGUUGUUAGUGAAAAAUAUAAAGUUCUAUACUGCCAAGUCUUUAAAACUGGAAGCACAACAACAUUAACCAUUCUGCAUAACCUUGAGCACGAUGAAAGAAGAAAUACCCAUGAUAUGAGGGUGAUGCUCGAUGAUUUACCUUUUAAACGGCUCAAUACCUAUUCUGAUGAACAAGUUCGUCUUCGUUUGAAGACGUACACCAAGCUGAUCAUUGUCCGCAAUCCACUCGAAAGGCUGGCGUCAGCAUGGGAGGACAAAUUUUAUUACGCACCGUCGCGAUUUGGAUAUCGAAAACAAUACCACUCUAUGUUGGAAACACUUUCCUCAAACACCUCAAAGACACAGAUUGGACAUUCGGGGAUGCUACCCGAAGGCAGUGACAACAAGUCAUAUCCAAUAGUUCCGUUCCCUGCUUUCAUUAAAGCUGUUGGUACGAACAGAACAGACUGGCAAGAUCCGCACUGGCAGUUGAUCUCCGACCUAUGUGCCCCUUGCCAUAUCGACUAUGAUUUCAUCGUACACACGGAAACAAUAGCGCAGGACUACCCGCUUUUCUUUAGAAAGGCUGGAAUCGUCGGGAGGGAAGACCAACUCCCUGAAGUUCGACAGAGGAAAGGCGAUAGGCUGUUUUGGGACUUUUACAAACAAAUACCUAUAGAAGACUUGUGGCGGAUUAAGGAGAAGUUUGGGGCAGAUUAUGAGAUGUUUGGGUAUGACUUUAAUGAUGACAUCAGACGACUGUUCGGCCGUUAAGAAUGAUUUUACACUAUACAGACCGGGAGGAGGCUUUUGAGUAUUUUUUUAAUCCCGCGCCGGAUUUGCGUAGCAUAAUGCCUGACUAGCUUUUGCUAGAGGCUAGAGCCUCAAAAUGUACCCUAGCAAAAUCUACUCUGACAUUUUCAUUGGCAAAAAUGUAUUUUUUUAGUGUUGCCAUGGACUGCUAAUAUGCGUAUUUGACAAUAUUUACGGUUUCAGCAAUAUGCAUAAUAUGUAUUUCCCAUAUUGUUUUACAUGAAUUGUAUAAUAUGAAUUAUCAAAUUUAUAUAUUAUAACAUACGCAUGAAAAAAAAUGAAUUUGUGACGUCAUCAUUUGAAAUCUGAGAUUGCGGACCAUAUCACAAAAUAAAGUAAAGUCGACUUAUUAUCCCUUAAAUUUCGUUACUAUCUGGUACUUUUCCACAAAAACAAUACUAUUAUUUUGCAAAAAAGCAAUGUAUUCUUAAAAAUCACAUUUUCAUGAUUUUUGGUAUGUAGGUACCUUAGACAAUAUUGUACAAAAUAAAAUAUUAAUUAUGCAAAAAUGAGUACAUUUGCAUAAUUAAUGAGAGUGAUCUAUCGUAGCAGUUUUAUCCAUGUAUCUCUUGUCACAGAUAUGAUAUAGUCUUUACAUUUGGGUGGUAGAUAGCUUUCAGCGUCAUGCCAAAGUGGGGCAAGUUUCAGCCCCCUGGAACUGCAAGGACAUUUAUGUGAAAACUGCACCUUAACUGCAGAAAGGAAUGACGGAUUGACAUCACUUUAGGUAUGCGAAUAGCUUAGGCAAAGAUGUUCAUAAUGAUAUGCAUGUUAUACAAA